AGGAAAAUUGGGAGGAGUGUCCGGGGGGCAGCAACUUGAAAGGGGGAGGGAACUUCGUGAGGAGACGUUCGGUGAUGGGAGCGCAAUGUAUGAGGGGAUACGGUGCCUCAGGUUUAAAAGAGCAGGAAGCUGAGUGAGAGGGUGCAGAAAGUGCCUUCGCUACGCGGAGGUUACAGGUGGUGCCUCAGUGCGCUACUUGGAGGCUGCAUCCCGUAGUCGGGAAGGGGAUCGGAGAACUCAGUGGAAGGGACAGUUAGGGGACUAGAGUCCUGCGUUCUUGACUUUCUGAGAACAGGCAGGAAUGUGCCUCCUGGCCCUCGUUGCUUCCCCACUGAGGGGAGGCAUGGUGAGGGACUGUGGCAGGCUCCACUGAACGCUGAGCUGCAGAGGUUCGACUCCACGUAUGGAUCCAGAGAAUAAGUCAGCCACAGAGGCUGCCGCGAUCAUAGACCUCGAUCCCGACUUCGAACCCCAGAGCCGUCCGCGAUCCUGCACCUGGCCCCUUCCUCGACCAGAACUCACCACGGAGCCACAGGAGCCGUCCGAGGUGGCGCCCACUCUGGGACAGAAGGUACACUCGGAGGGACACUCCGAACCAAUCCUGUUGCCCUCUCGGCUCCCAGAGCCGGCAGGGGGCCCCCAGCCGGGAAUCCUGGGGGCCGCAACAGGUCCUCGGAAGGGAGGCUCCCGCCGGAAUGCCUGGGGAAAUCAGUCAUAUGCAGAACUCAUCAGCCAGGCCAUUGAAAGCGCCCCGGAGAAGCGGCUGACACUCGCCCAGAUCUACGAAUGGAUGGUCCGCACGGUGCCCUACUUCAAGGACAAGGGUGACAGCAACAGCUCGGCAGGAUGGAAGAACUCCAUCCGUCACAACCUGUCCUUGCACAGCAAGUUCAUCAAGGUUCACAACGAGGCCACUGGCAAGAGCUCUUGGUGGAUGCUGAACCCCGAGGGCGGCAAGGGUGGCAAGGCACCCCGCCGCAGGGCUGCCUCCAUGGAUAGCAGCAGCAAGGUGCUCCGGGGCCGCAGCAAAGGCUCCAAGAAGAAACCAUCUGUCCCGCCAGCUCCACCUGAAGGUGCCACUCCCAGGAGCCCCCUGGGUCACUUUGCCAAGUGGUCCGGCGGCACUUGCCCUCGCAAACGAGAAGAAGCUGAUGUGUGGACCGCUUUCCGUCCACGAAGCGGUUCGAAUGCUAGCACUGUCAGUACUCGGCUGUCACCAAUGGGGCCAGAGGCUGAGGUGCUAGCAGAAGAGGAGAUGCCGGCCUCGACCAGCAGCUACGCAGCGGGUGUCCCUCCCACCCUCAGUGAAGAUCUAGAGCUGCUGGAUGGGCUCAAUCUUGUAUCUCCUCAUUCCCUGCUGUCUAGGAGCAGUCUCUCCGGCUUCUCUUUGCAGCACCCUGGGCUCGCUGGCCCUUUACAUAGCUAUGGCGCCUCCCUCUUUGGCCCAAUAGAUGGGUCUCUGUCAGCAGGAGAUGGGUGCUUCUCAAGCUCCCAGUCUCUGGAGGCUCUGCUCACCUCUGAUACACCACCACCUCCUGCUGAUGUUCUCAUGACCCAGGUAGAUCCUAUUCUGUCUCAGGCUCCUACACUUCUGCUGCUGGGAGGAAUGCCUUCCUCUAGCAAGCUGGCUACAGGGGUUAGCCUAUGUCCUACACCUCUAGAGGGUCCAGGUCCCAGCCACCUGGUCCCCAACCUUUCUGUGAUGGCACCGCCGCCAAUCAUGGCAGGGGCUCCUAUCCCUACAGUCCUGGGCACCCCUGUGCUCACGCCUCCUGCUGAAGCUGCCGGCUAUGACAGAAUGCCUCAGGAUCUAGAUCUUGAUAUGUAUAUGGAGAACUUGGAGUGCGACAUGGAUCAUAUCAUCAGUGACCUCAUGGAUGGCGGUGAGGGGCUGGACUUCAACUUUGAGCCAGAUCUCUGAGUCACAGCCAGAAGCUUUGUCCCCUGCUUCAGAAGGUGGAGGUGGAGCCAGACGUGUCCUUAUCAACUUUAUCCCCCUGAGCCCUCCUGAGGAGUUUGGAACCCUGCUUUCGAGCUAGGGUUUGGUGGUCACACACUCAAGUGUUGAGACAAUUCUAAAGAUAAAGCUAUGGCGUGUAGGGAUUGUAGAGGAGAGUGGUAGGAGGAAGGAGGGAAGAAAGCUUUUUCUCACUGUGCCAAUUAGGGGUAUCUAUGGCUCUUUCUCAGGAGCCAUCAUUGAUUUCCCCAUCCCCACCUCCUAGGCCUUGAUGUAGCAGGGGCCAGCAGUGCUGUUAGAAAUGUGAAGUCACAAGUGGCCUUAUUGCCCUGCCUUUGGGAGCAGGAUUAUCUUUCUUUUUUUUUUCUUUUGUAGAGAGUCUUACUAGAGCUGGGCCAGGUUCCAUUGAGCCUGGAUUU
This is a messenger RNA of Acomys russatus (golden spiny mouse), 2376 nucleotides long. RefSeq names its product forkhead box O4 (gene Foxo4). Gene Ontology annotation, biological process: regulation of transcription by RNA polymerase II. The record is from RefSeq and is a predicted model, not a curated record. NCBI's taxonomy places the organism in Eukaryota, Metazoa, Chordata, Mammalia, Rodentia, Muridae. The transcript is spliced from 3 exons. Gene Ontology annotation, cellular component: nucleus. Bases 404 to 1921 code for a protein of 505 amino acids. Gene Ontology annotation, molecular function: RNA polymerase II cis-regulatory region sequence-specific DNA binding; DNA-binding transcription factor activity, RNA polymerase II-specific.